Miscanthus lutarioriparius is the source of this 528-nucleotide messenger RNA. Lineage: Eukaryota; Viridiplantae; Streptophyta; Magnoliopsida; Poales; Poaceae. The record is from the annotation of a GenBank genome assembly.
AUGUGGUCAUGGAUUGUUCUUGAGGAUGAAAUAAAGAAAAGAGAAUUUGUUAUUGAGUAUGUUGGAGAAGUUAUUGAUGACAGAACAUGUGAGAAUAGGCUAUGGACAAUGAAAAGGCUGAAUGACACUAACUUCUACCUUUGUGAGCUGCAGUUCAUUGAUCUCCAUACUGAAAAGUUUGAUUUGAAAGAAGAAGAAUGGCACUUCUUAGAGUUGCAUAUCCAGACUGGUGUUGAAGUUGAAUUACAUUGUUCUGGGAUCCAUAUUUGCCUGGAACUUUUAUUGGGCAUAAAAUUGGUUUGUUAUGGUAUCUUGGCCAAUUAUGAUUUUCUGCUGGAAAAGGCAAAUGAAGGAAACAGUAGAGCAUUGCUGAAUGCUGAGCCCUCCAACAUAGGGGCAAGGCUGAUUGUUGAGCAAUGCUUCUCUUGCUACUGCUACCUUCAACUUCAAAAAGUAGUUCUAGAGUUGAAGGUGAUACUGUCCACUCUUCUUCUAGUUCCUCUCACUGCCAUGCCUAAGGAGGUUUGA